AUGGAACUUCCAUUGCGUUGGGGCCGCGCUUGGGCACACAUUCGUAUAGGCCUUAGAGUGAGCUGGCUUGUACCAAUAUGCUUUCAUCUGGACAAAACUGUCAAGGCAUUAUUCCUCGUCAUCAUCUUCAGCGGUGCACCUGAACUUGAUGCUGAAGCACUAGAAAGAGACGCCAGUUACAGCGAAAAGGAAUUUAUGUCACUUUUAGCGUCCACCUACGGCUAUAACAGGCUUCUGCAAGACUCUCUUUUUCUGAAAUAUCUCGAGAUCGCUAUGCUACAACUUUACACUGUUGUUAAGAAGCCGCCACCUUACGAAUAUGAUGUAGUUGUAAUUCCAGAUAUGAGAAUCACCGCUGUUGAGAUAAGCCCAGCCACCGUCAAUAUGGCAAAGAAGUGGUUCUCUCUAGAGACCGAUGACCGCUAUCAAGUCGUAGUUGACGAUGGUGUUCAAUAUCUGAGGCGAUCUGUUGAAGAAGGACAACAAUUUGAUGCGAUCAUACUCGAUGCUUGUUAUCUGCAGCUUGAAGCCGACAUCAUUUGUCCAGACGAGGUGUUCCAUUCCGAAGAGACCAUCAAAAAUAUGGCAACAUUGCUAGGCCAACGAGGUUCGUUCAUCUAA
Messenger RNA from Angiostrongylus costaricensis, 621 nucleotides. NCBI's taxonomy places the organism in Eukaryota, Metazoa, Nematoda, Chromadorea, Rhabditida, Metastrongylidae. The record is from the annotation of a GenBank genome assembly.